Messenger RNA from Symbiodinium necroappetens, 449 nucleotides. The record is from the annotation of a GenBank genome assembly. NCBI's taxonomy places the organism in Eukaryota, Dinophyceae, Suessiales, Symbiodiniaceae.
AUGCAACCUCUUCUUUACCUGUGCGUGCGCGGCAUCAUUACUUGGUUUCUCUACAAGGAGCGUCGCUUCCGUACUUUUAGUGCCAGCACUGGCUCCGUGCUGUCGUGUGGCGCGGCGCAUUGCUGGGCAGUUUCUUAUGCCCUCGUCGCUGCCCUGCUGCUCCACGCCGUGCGUUUGUCAACCAAAGGUUGGAACGCACAACUGCCCUGGUUCCUCCGCGUAGCUGAACAGCUGACAUUUGUAUGCGGCAUCGUAUGGUGGUUGGCCGGGGUCCUCCUCACGAUCAUUCGAUCGCUUCGCAUCGACCAAGAGGGCAUGGGGUUGCCACUGGAUCAGAAGGAAUCCAUCAUUCCAAGGUUGAUGGCUAUCUCGCAGUCCCGCCGCAACAAAGAUUUCAUUGCUUUGGCUCACCGACUAAGCUUCGGCUGCAUUUUCUUGUGCAUACUUAU